Molecule: messenger RNA, 4436 nt
Organism: Gadus morhua (Atlantic cod)
Lineage: Eukaryota; Metazoa; Chordata; Actinopteri; Gadiformes; Gadidae
Product: aconitate hydratase, mitochondrial
Exons: 18
Coding region: 20-2365 (781 amino acids)
Biological process (GO): tricarboxylic acid cycle
Cellular component (GO): mitochondrion; cytosol
Molecular function (GO): aconitate hydratase activity; 4 iron, 4 sulfur cluster binding
Source: RefSeq, a predicted model, not a curated record
CUCGUUGUCAGGGAACAAAAUGGCGUAUUACUGUUUGACUGUCACUAGGCUACGGCUGGCCCUCGGGCCCGGGGCCCGGAGGGUCCACGUCGCCGCGGCCCUCAGGGCCCGGGCUCAGGUCUCCAUGAGCCGCUUCGAACCGGACUCCUUCGUCAACUACGAGAAGAUGAGCAAGAACAUUGGCAUCGUUCGCAAGAGGCUGGGCCGGCCGCUCACGCUGUCGGAGAAGAUCGUGUACGGCCACCUGGACGACCCGGCGGGCCAGGAGAUUGAGCGCGGCCGCACCUACCUGCGGCUGCGGCCGGACCGCGUGGCCAUGCAGGACGCCACGGCCCAGAUGGCCAUGCUGCAGUUCAUCAGCAGCGGGCUGCCUCGCGUCGCCGUCCCCUCCACCAUCCACUGUGACCACCUGAUCGAGGCCCAGACCGGGGCGGACAAGGACCUGCAGCGGGCCAAGGAUGUAAACAAAGAAGUCUACAACUUCCUGGCAACUGCCGGAGCCAAAUAUGGAGUUGGCUUCUGGAAGCCCGGGUCGGGGAUCAUCCACCAGAUCAUCCUGGAGAACUACGCCUACCCCGGCGUGCUGCUGAUCGGGACCGACUCCCACACGCCCAACGGCGGCGGCCUGGGCGCCAUCUGCAUCGGGGUGGGCGGGGCCGACGCCGUGGACGUCAUGGCCGACAUCCCCUGGGAGCUCAAGUGUCCCAACGUGAUCGGGGUGAAGCUCACCGGCAGCCUCUCCGGCUGGACGUCCCCCAAGGACGUGAUCCUGAAGGUGGCCGGCAUCCUGACGGUGAAGGGGGGCACGGGGGCCAUCGUGGAGUACCACGGGCCCGGGGUCGACUCCAUCUCCUGCACAGGGAUGGCCACCAUCUGCAACAUGGGCGCUGAAAUCGGAGCCACCACCUCGGUGUUCCCGUACAACCACCGCAUGAGGACCUACCUGGAGAAGACCGGCCGCAGGGAGAUCUCUGCGGUGGCGGACUCCUUCCACCAGGACCUGGUCCCAGACGAGGGCUGUGAGUACGACCAGGUGGUGGAGAUCAACCUGAGUGAGCUGAAGCCCCACAUCAACGGGCCCUUCACCCCGGACUGGGCCCACCCCGUCUCCGAGAUCGGGGCCACGGCUAAGAAGAACGACUGGCCCCUGGAGGUUAAAGUGGGUCUGAUCGGCAGCUGCACCAACUCGAGCUACGAGGACAUGGGCCGGGCUGCGUCUCUGGCCAAGCAGGCGCUGGACAAGGGGCUCCGCUGCAAGUCUGAGUUCACGGUGACCCCUGGGUCGGAACAGAUCAGGGCCACCAUCGAGAGGGACGGAUACGCCCAGAUCCUGAGAGACGUUGGCGGGGUGGUCCUGGCCAACGCGUGCGGGCCCUGCAUCGGCCAGUGGGACAGGAAGGACGUGAAGAAGGGAGAGAAGAACACCAUCGUCACGUCCUACAACCGCAACUUCACCGGCCGGAACGACGCCAACCCCGCCACGCACGCCUUCGUAACCUCCCCAGAGGUCGUCACGGCGAUGGCCAUCGCCGGCACGCUGGACUUCAACCCGGAGACGGACUUCCUGACGGCGGCCAACGGGGAGAAGUUCAGGCUGCAGCCGCCCACCGGAGACGAGUUGCCGUCCCGGGACUUCGACCCAGGCCAGGACACCUACCAGCACCCCCCCCCCCAGGGGGCCAGCGUCAAGGUGGACGUCAGUCCCUCCAGUAACCGCCUGCAGCUUCUGGAGCCGUUCGACCGCUGGAGCGGAACGGACCUGGAGGAGCUCAGGGUGCUGAUCAAGGUGAAAGGGAAGUGCACCACGGACCACAUCAGCGCGGCGGGGCCUUGGCUCAAGUUCCGGGGCCACCUGGACAACAUCUCCAACAACAUGCUGAUCGGAGCGGUGAACACGGAGAACGACGGCGUCAACAGCGUCAAGAACCAGCUGACGGGGCAGUACGGGGGGGUGCCGGAGGUGGCCCGCCACUACAAGGCGGAGGGCGUGGGCUGGGUGGUGGUCGGGGAUGAGAACUACGGCGAGGGCUCCAGCCGGGAGCACGCCGCCCUGGAGCCACGCCACCUGGGGGGGCGCGCCAUCAUAGUCAAGAGCUUCGCCCGCAUCCACGAGACCAACCUGAAGAAGCAGGGCAUGCUGCCCCUGACCUUCGCCGACCCCCAGGACUAUGACAAGGUCGGCCCUGAGGACACGGUCUCCAUCCAGGGCCUGGAGUCCUUCAGCCCCGGGAAGCCCCUGACAGCGGUCCUGAAGCACGCCGAUGGCAGCCUGGACUCCAUCUCCCUGAACCACACCUUCAACCAGCCCCAGAUCGAGUGGUUCAAGGCGGGCUCCGCCCUCAACCGCAUGAAGGAGCUCCAGUGAGGAGGGGGACGGAGGGAGGGGGGGGGGGGGGAGGUGAUGAGGGGAGGGGGGGAUGGGUUCCAUGGGGUAGCAGAAAAGCUUUGACGAGCAGAGCUGUCUGACUAAAUAAAUUUGUUAGGAAAACCUAGUGUGGACGGGAGUGAGGUGGAAGAUGACCGCCGCGUUGCUCUGGGUUUGCUGUUUAGGUGUACGGAGUCUUUAGACGCACACGCACGCUUGCUGUAAAAAUUAAAAGCGCACACAUUCACUCACACAGGCAAACGCACAACACACCGAUGAGACGACAACGAAAGCACUCCAGGGCAGGACGCACACAUACACAGCUUUGUCGACGUUAGCUUUGCAUGAACUGUUUCCCACCUUCGUCUGAAUCUCGUUUGCUCGGCUUAGUGACUAGUGCUCACCCAGCUCUCGAUGGAGAAGCAUACACAAACGGGCACACACACAUACAUGCACACACAUACAUACGCACACAUACAUACGCACACGCAUAUACGCGCACACAUACAUGCACACGCACACACAUACAUGCACAAACGCACAUACAUGCACGCACACAUACACACACACAUAGACGCACACAUACGCACACACCCUGAUGGCCACUCCAGGGUUCGUGCUAGUCUCGGCUAGUUUGUUCUCCAGUGCAAUAAGCAUAGUAUUGCUCGACCGAAUACAAAGGCUGCAUUCUCCUCGGACCGUCCUCCAUUAUGGCAGCAGUGAAGACAAAGCCAUGUUGUAUUGAUCGUGGUCCGCUGCUCUCCCUCCUCACUGUUCUCUCCCUGAUCUCGCUGCGGUUCCAAACCCUCCCAUGAUGCACUUGGACCUUGGGCCGCAUUCAAAGGCCCGUUGAUUACUGUCUCCUCGCUCAACCCAACGCACAAUCCAGCGUCCCGCAGCCCGGGCGCGGGACGUAGUUCAGCUUCACGCAGCUUUCAUUCUCUUAAACAUUUCAAACUCAAAACAUUCUCGUGUGUUGUUGAGAUAUGCUGGUUGUAGAGGAAACACCACUCAUCUGAAUCACUUUAUUUAAACAACACAAAUGGUAUAUAAUCUAUGUUUGGUCCUUCAUGUUAAUAUCUUAUAUAUUGCUGCACUAUGUACAUUUAAAGGUAUAUAUGUGAUAUAAAGUCUCCUCCCAAGAGGUUCCCUAUCUCCCUCUUACACUUGAAUAUUCAUGAUAACGAGCCACUGGUUUUAACGAGUCCUACCAGAAACACAACAGGAUGUCAAGCGGUCCUGGGUGAUGAGUUCGAUCUGUGUGGGCUAUCUCUGUUGAACUGAAUGACGAGUUGCUGAUGUGUGAAUAACUGAAAAGUUUGGAUUUUACUUUUGUUUAUUUUACAUUUUUAUAUUCAAUUGUCCGAGGUUUGGAUUUCCAGCUCGUUAAAUGUAUGAAGAGCGAAGCAAGUAAUGUGAAGUGAUAACUGGCCCUCCCCAAAGCCGUUGGUCGGUGAUCAGUACUCCGUUUAUGUCCUUUAUUUAAUGCAGUGAUUGCCGAAAAUGCCUCCACUAACAACUAACACCUGUACGCACAAUCACCCCAAUGUACCAAAAAAGUAUAAUUAUGUUUUUUGUUACAAUUCCCAUCUUCCUGGUUUAAAUUGUCUUUCAGUGUUUGUGAUCGCAGAACCUGUAAAAGGCAGAACAUAGAAGCAGAAUCUGUAGAAGUAGAACCUGUAGAAGCAGAACACAAAGAAGCAGAACACAUAGAAGCAGAACCUGUAGAAGCGAUCGGCUCCUCUCCAUCAGUCUGUUCAGAGCUCUAAAUGUGACCGAUGAGACGUUAGCCCCCAUAUCGUUGUGUUUGUCCUCAGCUGUGAUGUUUCCAGUGAGCGAUUUGUCGUUUGGAGAUUAAAUAAAGUCAUAUUACUAAUGGGACUGAUCUCAUCAGAAAUAGAUGCAUUAAUCCAACAUGACCAGCUUUAGUGAUUGUCCUGUGAUCUAAUGGGUAAACAUUAAGUUCCAACCAGAGUUCUCCUGCAGUGCCAUCGCUUGUCAGGUUCACCGUGAGAUUAACGCACUUGCAAUAUACAUGUUACAAUAAUUAUUAAAGAUUACAUUAUAUUUA